AUGGUCAUUCAAAUUAUUCAAAUUACUCAAGUUCAAUCAUUCGAGCGUCUUUCAUUCACUCAUGUUACAGUACAUGUCAUUUCAAGAUUACAAAACAAAGCUACAAAGGCCCUAUUGAAACUUAGGGGCAUUAAUUAUAAAUGGCAUGAGUUUUUCAAUAAUACCAACAGAGUUGCAGUUGUUAUGUUAUGGUUACCUGUUGUGCUGAUAUACUUCAUGGAUUUGCAAAUAUGGUAUUCGAUUAUCUCUGCCUUUGUUGGUGGUACGAUUGGUUUGUUUUCACAUUUGGGUGAAAUUCAGAAUAUCUCACAACUAAGGCUUCGGUUCCAGUUCUUUGCCAGUGCAAUGCAGUUCAAUUUGAUGCCAGAAGAGAAGUUACUAAGUCAGCAGGCAACGUUGCUGAGGAAGCUUCGCGAUGCCAUCCAUCGGUUGAAAUUACGAUACGUACUUUAA
Molecule: messenger RNA, 453 nt
Organism: Vicia faba (fava bean)
Lineage: Eukaryota; Viridiplantae; Streptophyta; Magnoliopsida; Fabales; Fabaceae
Source: the annotation of a GenBank genome assembly